Protomyces lactucae-debilis is the source of this 422-nucleotide messenger RNA. RefSeq lists its product as uncharacterized. The coding region runs from base 93 to 323 and encodes 76 amino acids. Gene Ontology annotation, molecular function: metal ion binding. The transcript has a single exon. The record is from RefSeq and is a predicted model, not a curated record. Lineage: Eukaryota; Fungi; Ascomycota; Taphrinomycetes; Taphrinales; Protomycetaceae.
GGCCUACGAGCAGAAGGGAAAGCCAAAACAAGUGUGAGUCGAUAGAUUCAGUUGAUGUGGGCCUUCAAAGUUAUCCGUGAUGUUGCUCGUGCAUGCCUUGUACUCAUCAUAGCCCGCACUUCACGUCAGCGCGCUUGAGCAAUCAAUACGAUGCGCUUGAACUCAGAGCCAGCAUGUCAACAAAACUUAACGGUAGCUAUAAAAUGUUACCGUGCAGGUUCCUCGCUGUUGGCUCGUGUAUCAAGGGUGACAAGUGCACAUACAUGGCGCUGCAGCCGUUCCUCCAAAUUCUGCCUUUGUUGGUCCGUCCAAGGCCAAAAUGACCAAUAUCUUUGGAUAAUUUGACGCUCAAAUGUUUCAAGUCUAGGCAAUACCAAAGUCUGGGCAGAACAAGCCGUUACUCUUGACGAUUUACUGCGCUU